This is a messenger RNA of Dichotomopilus funicola, 3969 nucleotides long. RefSeq lists its product as uncharacterized. Gene Ontology annotation, biological process: intracellular calcium ion homeostasis; transmembrane transport. Gene Ontology annotation, molecular function: P-type ion transporter activity; ATP hydrolysis activity; ATPase-coupled monoatomic cation transmembrane transporter activity. NCBI's taxonomy places the organism in Eukaryota, Fungi, Ascomycota, Sordariomycetes, Sordariales, Chaetomiaceae. Gene Ontology annotation, cellular component: endoplasmic reticulum membrane. The record is from RefSeq and is a predicted model, not a curated record. The coding region runs from base 1 to 3969 and encodes 1322 amino acids. The transcript has 3 exons.
AUGGCGCGGCUCGUCGACAGCGCGCAGAUCGAGGGCGCCGAGCUCCUGCGCCCGUUGCCCUUGUACCAACACGCCUACGUAUGGCCUUUCGUCAUCGUCUGGCCCGUAUUCUUACGCUACUACCUGACCCCCGAACUUUACGAGAAGCAUAUUCAGGCGCCCGAGUGGACGUUUGUCUGGGUUGGAACCAUCAUCACUGUCCAGACGCUGGUCUGGCUCUGCACCCACUGGAGCGUCAACCUCAACGCCACGUUUACCGCGAAGAAGGCCCGGACUAUCGAGGAUGCCAAGCUGAUCAAGGUGAUCCCCGCCGCCAAUGCGGGCUCGGCUGACAUUUGCAAGCUCGUCCGCGAUAACGUCGGUGGGAAGACAAACACUUCGUUCCUCUUCCAGAAGCGCCGGUUCCUCUACAACCCCGAGAACAAGACCUUUGGUACUCUCGCCUACGAUAUCGACGCCGAACCGCGCCCACUGCUUGAAAAGUUCCAAAAAUCUCGUGGCAUUGACCGCGCCGCCGACCUCGAGCGUCUCGAACAGCACUAUGGCACCAAUACGUUUGAUAUCCCCGUUCCCACGUUCACCGAGCUGUUCAAGGAACAUGCCGUCGCGCCGUUUUUCGUUUUUCAAAUUUUCUGCGUUGGCCUCUGGCUGCUGGACGAAUACUGGUACUACUCGCUCUUCACUCUCUUCAUGCUUGUCAUGUUCGAGAGCACCGUCGUGUGGCAACGCCAGCGUACCUUGACCGAAUUCCGGAGCAUGAGCAUCAAGCCGUACGAUAUCUACGUGUACCGUCUCGGAAAGUGGAUCGAGAUCCAAAGCGACAAGCUGCUGCCAGGCGACCUGGCGUCUGUUACCCGUACAAAGGAGGACGGCGGUGUGGCUUGCGAUAUGCUCCUGGUGGAGGGUACCGCGAUUGUCAACGAAGCCAUGCUGUCUGGAGAGAGCACACCGCUUUUGAAGGAGUCUAUUCUGCUCCGACCGGGUGAGGCCCCCAUCGAUUCCGAAGGGUUGGACAAGAACUCGUUUCUUUGGGGUGGCACCAAGGUUUUGCAAAUCACCCACGGUAGCGCUGAGGAAGAUCGGCCCAAGCUUGCGUCUGGCGUCCCCCCUCCCCCGGAUAACGGCGCUAUGGCAAUUGUGACCAAGACCGGUUUCGAGACGUCCCAGGGCAGCUUGGUCCGGACCAUGAUCUACUCGACGGAGCGUGUGUCGGCCAACAACGUCGAGGCGUUGCUCUUCAUUCUCUUCCUCCUCAUCUUCGCCCUCGCUGCGUCGUGGUACGUCUGGGAUGAGGGCGUUCGCAAGGACCGCAAGCGCUCUAAGCUCCUGCUCGACUGCAUCCUGAUCGUCACGAGCGUCGUCCCCCCGGAACUGCCUAUGGAACUCAGCUUGGCUGUCAACACCAGCUUGUCCGCCUUGGCCAAGUUUGCCAUCUUCUGCACCGAACCUUUCCGGAUUCCGUUUGCGGGCCGGAUCGAUGUGGCGUGUUUCGACAAGACUGGUACUCUCACUGGGGAGGACCUCGUGGUCGAGGGUAUUGCUGGGCUUGGACUUGGUCACUCUGGCACAGACACCCCCCAGGAAUCGGAUGGCGCUCACAGCUACAUGACUGCGGUCCACGAUGCGGGUCUCGAGACGACACUGGUUCUUGCUUCCGCCCAUGCUCUGGUCAAGCUCGAUGAAGGUGAUGUCGUGGGAGACCCCAUGGAGAAAGCCACGCUUACUGCCCUGGGGUGGACCCUUGGGAAGAAUGAUACUCUCUCAAGCAAGCCGGGCGCUGCGGCUGCUGGUGGAGCUGCCGGCACUGUCCAGGUCAAGCGCCGCUUCCAGUUUUCGUCCGCCCUCAAGCGCCAGAGCUCUGUCGUUACUAUCAACGCUACCGAGGCCAAGGCCGGGAAGAAGCUGCGGGGUACUUUUGUGGCCGUCAAAGGUGCGCCUGAGACGAUCAUGAAGAUGCUGAUCACCAUCCCCAAGGACUACGAGGAAACGUACAAGUACUUUACGCGUCGCGGUUCGCGUGUUCUAGCUCUGGCGUACAAGCACCUGACUACCGAAGGCGAACUGGGCGCAAGCCGAAUCAACGACCUGAAGCGAGAGAAGGUUGAAGCCGAGCUCCACUUUGCUGGCUUCCUCGUCCUCCAGUGCCCCCUCAAGGAUGACGCCAAGCAAGCUGUCCAGAUGCUCAACGAGAGCAGCCACCGCGUGGUCAUGAUCACUGGUGACAACCCGCUCACGGCUGUUCAUGUUGCCAAGGAAGUGGAGAUUGUGGACCGGGACGUUCUCAUUCUUGAUGCCCCCGAGCACAGCGAGCAUGGCGAGGAAUCUCUUGUUUGGCGUAGUGUCGACGACAAGGUUCAGAUUGAUGUUGAUCCCACCAAGCCGAUUGAUCCCGAGAUUCUGAAGACCAAGGACCUUUGCGUGACAGGAUACGCUCUCAAGCAGUUCAAGGGCCAGGUUGGCUGGAAGUCUCUUCUCCGGUACACUUGGGUUUACGCUCGCGUCUCUCCCAAGCAGAAGGAAGACAUCCUGUUGGGUCUCAAGGAUAUGGGCUACUACACCCUGAUGGCCGGUGAUGGAACCAACGAUGUUGGCGCUCUCAAGCAAGCUCACAUUGGUGUGGCUUUGCUCAACGGCACGCAGGAAGACCUAACUCGGAUUGCCGAACACGCACGUAACACCAAGAUGAAGGAUCUCUACCAGAAGCAAGUUGACCUGAUGAAGAGGUGGAACCAGCCCGCCCCCCCAGUCCCCGUUAUGAUUGCCCACCUGUACCCUCCUGGACCGUCCAACCCUCACUACGAGAAGGCAAUGGAGCGUGAGGCCCAGAAGAAGGGUGUUACCGUCGAACAGCUCGCCAAGGCCAACGGCACCAACAUCGAGACCGUCACUUCCCCCGCUGCCCAGCAGCUCCUUAAGGCCGACCCGCAAAAGGCCAAGCAAGCCGAGGCGUCGAAGAAGGCAGCUGGUCUUGCGGACAAGCUCACCCAGUCCAUGAUGGACGCCGAGAUGGACGACGAACCCCCCUCGCUUAAACUCGGCGACGCCUCUGUCGCGGCCCCCUUCACGUCCAAGCUGCGCAACGUUAUUGCCAUCCCUAACAUUAUCCGUCAAGGCCGGUGCACGCUGGUCGCCACGAUCCAGAUGUACAAGAUCCUUGCGCUCAACUGUCUGAUCAGCGCGUACAGUCUUUCCGUGUUGUACUUGGAAGGCAUCAAGUUCGGCGACGGACAGAUCACCAUCAGCGGGAUGCUCAUGAGCGUGUGCUUCCUGUCGAUCUCUCGUGCCAAGUCGGUUGAGGGCCUGUCCAAGGAGCGGCCGCAGCCGAAUAUCUUCAAUUUCUACAUCAUCGGCUCCAUCCUUGGACAGUUUGCUGUUCAUUGUGCCACGCUGAUCUACAUUGCCCGGUUCUGCGAAGAAUUGGAUCCCCGCUCCGAAGCUCCUGACCUCGAGGCCGAGUUCAAGCCCUCCCUCCUCAACUCCGCCGUCUACCUCCUCCAACUAAUCCAACAAAUCUCCACCUUCGCCGUCAACUACCAAGGCCGUCCCUUCCGCGAAUCCCUCUCUGAAAACAAGGGCAUGUUCUACGGCAUCGUCGGCGUAACCGGCAUCGCCUUCGCCUGCUCAACCGAACUCAUCCCCGAACUCAACGAGGCCAUGAAACUGGUCCCCUUCACCGAUACCUUCAAGACGACCAUGACGAUGGUGAUGGUGUUGGAUUAUGUCGCGUGCUAUGUCAUUGAGGUCGUGCUCAAGUACCUGUUUAGUGAUUUGAAGGCUAGGGAUAUUGCGGAGCGGAGGCCGGAGCAGUUGGAGAGGGAGCGGGCGCGGAAAGCGGUGGAGGCGAAGAAGAAGGAGGAGGAAGAGGAAGCGAAGCGGUUGGAGAAGGUGGCGGAGUUUGAGAGGAAGGUGAAGGAGAGGGAGGAGGCUAUUCGUGCGCGGUUUGGGGGGCAGAGACCCGUCGCGGCGUAA